Molecule: messenger RNA, 3169 nt
Organism: Morone saxatilis (striped sea-bass)
Lineage: Eukaryota; Metazoa; Chordata; Actinopteri; Moronidae
Gene: snx7
Product: sorting nexin 7
Molecular function (GO): phosphatidylinositol binding
Source: RefSeq, a predicted model, not a curated record
ACAACGCGGAGUGAGUUUGACUCCAGCGAGUACGAGGUUCGUCGGCGCUACCAGGACUUCCUGUGGCUCCGAAGCAGACUGGAAGAAAACCACCCAACGCUCAUCGUCCAUCCGCUGCCGGAGAAGUUUGUGAUGAAAAGCAUGGUGGAACGCUUCAACAAUGACUUCAUUGAGACCAGGAGGAAAGCUCUGCACCGCUUCCUCAACAAGAUCUCUGAUCAUCCUAUACUGUCCUGCAGCGAGCACUUCAAAGUCUUCCUCACUGCAGAGGAGCUAAUGUCUCACAGGAAGCAGGGUCCGGGCUUCCUGAGCAGGAUGGGGGAGACGGUGAGGGCGGUGGCCAACUCGGUACGAGGCCUGAGGAGCCGGCCGGAGGAGUUCACUGUGAUGCAGGAGUACGUGGAGAACUUCAGUAGCAAGAUCUGCUCUGUGGACAAAGUCACCCAGAGGAUCAUCAAGGAGCAGAAAGAGUAUCUGGAUGAGCUGAAGCAGUACAGCCCCACCUACACCCAGUGGGCGGAGUCAGAGGAGGAGCUGGCGGAGCCACUGAAGGGCGUGGCCAGCUGUGUGGAGCGGUGUAGCAAGGAAACAGAAGAGCAGAUCCAGCAUUUGUCUGAAGCCCUCGUGCCCGCCUUGCACGAGUAUGUCCUGUGUGCCGAGACCCUGAAGGCUGUGAUGAGACUUGCAGGACGAGGUGGACGGUCUGGCAGACCGGGUGGAGCUGGCCAACAACGCCUUGAAGGUAGACUGGUCGCGCUGGCAGAACAGCAUGAGAACCGACCUCAGAUCAGCCUUCAUAUCUACAUCUGAGAAGAAUGUGGAGUAUUACGAGAAGUGCCUGGCCGUGUGGGAGUCGUUCCUCCUGUCUCAGAGGCUGGAGCCCGGUGCACAGAGAGAUGGGGAAGACGCCUGUUAAAGUGUGGAGAUGAUUGAAACGUGGAGGUCGCCUGAUCAACAUAGAGCACACCUUCUGUCAUCUGUCCAACACAUCUACAAUCUAGACUUUAAACCAGUGUCCACUUAUGCAAACAUGCAUCAUGUACGAAACAAGCACACUCUUUCUGUCUCUCUCUCUGUCUCUUUUUCUUGCUGUCUGGCCAAAGAGGAUAAUCCCAGUCUUACCAUUCCAGUGAUGAUUGUGCAUCACUAAAACCAACACUGUGAUCCAAAUAGUGUUUACACACCUCUGUGCCAAAAGUAAAAAAGAAGACUUUUGGUUCUUCUGGCUCCACUUUGCUUUCUUGUUGUGCUAGACAACUUUGUGGCACUGUAAAAAAUUCCCUCCAUGUGUGGAGAACAGCUGUGUCCAAUCAGGGGAUGCCUCCUUGAAAGAAUGCCAAGAUGUGGCGCAAUGAGUCCUCACCUCAGAGAAACCCAAACUAAUGAUGCAUUCAGACCCUCUUCAACUCCAUUAAUUGGAAUUUUCCACCUUACCAUCAGAAAGUUGUACUCAGUUGACAGAAUAACUGGUCGAUUCCACCGGGCAUGGCUGCAAUGCGUUAUGGUGUCGGCCGCUGGAGCUGUAUCACUGCCGUUCUAGACAACGCUUGUGAUUCCACCAGAAGCAGCUCUCCACAGAUAAUUUGCUAUUUUUGACGGAAGCGGCGUCAAGCAGUACAGAGUAGAUCUAACUGGCACGAAGUCAGAUACAAAAGGCGUAGAGAAUCCAGUCAAUUUUCAAAAUAGUACGCCCUGUGCAGACAACAAUUUAACUGCAUGGUAGAAGCACGUAAAUCAAGGAAAAUUGGCAACAUCAACAAAAUAGUUACCAAAUCUGGCAGGCAAAUGCUCUGCUUCUGAAACUCUUCUGGUGGGGCAUAAAGCCACAUGCAGGACCGACCAAAACAGCACUGCGGAUGCAAUGUCACAUGGAGCCAUGUGUGGUGGAAUCAAGGCGUGAGUAAUAAACCGUAGUGCAAAAUCUAAAAGUUCCAAAGUAAUUUGACAAAGAGUAUGGAUUUGAAACCAUAGAUCAGAUGAAUCGUUGAUAAAAGUGAAGUUGUUAGCUGCCUUUUAAAAAUGCUGCUGACUUACAGUAAUGUUACCAUGACAGCAAAUCUGUUAUUGCAAAGUUACUUGUUAGCUGUCAACUCGGUGAGGCAGCAGAGGAAGCCACCAUGAAUGAUUAGAACAUCAUCAUUGUCAUCGUCAUUAGUUUUUAUUUGUUUCAACUAGACUUUUUGUAGUCUGUAUUUAGUCUUCUAUUAGUAUUUGCUUUAUGUAGUUUUUUUGUAUUCAUUUUAAAUGCAGAUCAUUAAAUGCAGACUUCAAAAGAGGACUCCCCUGAAUUGAGUCACAGCUACUGAUACUAAUGUCAUGGAACCAUGUGACUGACCCUUAACCUUAGUAUAGCAUGACCACUGUUUUUCUCCUAAAUCUUAACCAAAGUACUUUGAUGGAGCUCAGUUGGUGAAAUGGUUCUGAGAGACUUGGAAACAGUAGUUUGACAAAAUUAUCUUCACUCAAAGUCUUAAAAGGUGACGUAAGUAUGGCCACAGACACGUAAUGCCAAGAUCAGACUACAAGAUCAGCCUGAAUGGUCUGACCCAGCAGGCCUCUUAGGAAUGAAAAUGGGUUUUAGACACAACAAUUUCCCUGACAUUGUGAAAGACAACUGACGCAGAAUCUGAGACACCUCACAACAUCCCAACAAAAAUAAAACUUGCAUGUCAGAAUUUUAUUGCCAUCAUUUUUUUGACAAUUUCUACGACAUGUUCAGUGACAUUGACCAAAAAGUGCUCUUCAACUGUGAACAUGAACAAGAGAAAGACUAUGACCCUUGCAUCAGAAGCAAGAAACCAAAUUGACAUCUGCUUCUGCGGGAUGACUGGUUCCAGGUUCACUGUUGUCCAUAAGACCCUAAUUACAUAUAAGAUUUUAGUGCUGAUAAGGGUUAAAUUAAGUUUAAUAUACUCUGCCACUUGGUCUGUGGCCCCUAACUUCCAAAUAUGAUACUGUAGAUAUGCCUUUAGAAUCAUAUCUGGAUGUGCAAGGUUCUGCAGUAAAUGGACUACUUAUAUAGCGCACACCACACUUUGUAGUCUUUCGACCACUCAGUGCGCUGUGCACUACAUACCACACCCUCCCCAUUCACACACAUUCAUACACUGAUGGCAGUGGCUGCCAUGCAAGGUGCCAACUGCUCACCAGAACGGAAACUAAUCAUUCA